This is a messenger RNA of Vigna umbellata (rice bean), 711 nucleotides long. NCBI's taxonomy places the organism in Eukaryota, Viridiplantae, Streptophyta, Magnoliopsida, Fabales, Fabaceae. The record is from RefSeq and is a predicted model, not a curated record.
AUGAAAGCAUCUCAUCGGUUGUCAGAGAUGUUUUGGGAUGCCCGCAAUGCAGAGGAGCGCCCUUACUGGUUGAGCGAGCACAUUUGGAACUCUUUACUCGCUCAUUGGAAUUCAGCAAAGUUUCGCAAUAAGUGUGCUACAGCCCAGAGGAACAGAACUUUUGAAAAGGGUGGCACCCUGCAUACUGGUGGACCGAUCACGGUUCAUGAGCAUGUCAUUCGCACAAGCUCGAGGAUGGUCCAUGUUGAUGAGGUCUUUGCACAGACUCAUGUUCGGAAGGGCACUAAUCAAUUCGUUGAUGAAAGAUCUCGAAAGACUCAUGAAGAAUUUUCUGCGAGACUUUCACGGGUUAAAUCUGAACAUGGGUCAGCUCCUACACCGGAUGAUGCGACUAAUGAGGGCGACGACAUCCGUAGGACACAGUGUUGGGUCGAUGUCGUUGGUGGGAAGAAAAAGGGACGGGUGUACGGUGCAGGACAACUUGCUGCAAACUAUACAACAUCAAGAGGAGGUACUCUAAAGCACCAACCAUCUUCUUCCACCACUACUACUAAAGAGACCAUCGACCGCUUGACACAGCUACUACAACAACGUGACCAGGAAAAUCAUGAAUUGAGAGAAAAUUACAGUGACUUGAGAACCGAGUUUACAAACUUCAAGUCCCUGGUCAUGAGAGCGCUGCCUGCUUCAGACAUUCAUUCCACUGUUUAA